This is a messenger RNA of Zea mays, 2221 nucleotides long. RefSeq lists its product as uncharacterized. NCBI's taxonomy places the organism in Eukaryota, Viridiplantae, Streptophyta, Magnoliopsida, Poales, Poaceae. The record is from RefSeq and is marked validated. Gene Ontology annotation, molecular function: heme binding; iron ion binding; monooxygenase activity.
CGUCUAGUCUUCCGCCCCUCUUCUUCCCGGGAGAGCUCGAGCUCCUCCUCUUCCUAUCGCUGCGUGCCUCGCAGCUCCGCCAGCUGCACCUUCCACCCCUCCCUAGCGGUAUAUGGCAUCCCCGUCCUCCUGCAACGCCACGGGCGUGCCGUUCACCCUGCUGGGCGCGCUCAUCACCGCCGGACCCGCCGCCUGGCCGGCCUGCGUCGGCGGCGGCCGCGCCUUCCUCCGGGACUACGCGCGGCGCGGGACCAACGCGCUGCUGUGGGCGGGCCUCCUCGCCGUCACCUGGCUCCUGCUCCUCCGCGUCGCCGCGCUUCUCCGCCUCUGGGCGCUCGGCUCCCGCAUCCCGGGGCCCCGCGCGCUAAUCGCCGACCCCGGGCUCGCCUCCGUCUUGCGCAACGGCGGCGACAUCUCCGGUUUUCUAUCAAAAUUGCAUGGGAGAUAUGGCCCAGUUGUUCGCCUGUGGGUGGGACCCUCCCAGCUACUUGUAUCAGUCGUAGAUCCUACUCUAGUUAAAGAGGUGCUGUCAAAGGCUAAAGAUAAGUUACCAUUGACUGGGAGGACAUAUAAUUUAGCUUGUGGAAGACUUGCCUUGUUUGUGUCCUCGUUCCAGAAGGUGAAAAGGACAAGAGAUUCUCUGAAAAUAUUCUUGAAUGAAAGACUUACAGUUGGUACUGGUCAAAGCUCAUUCAAAAUUAUUGAUGCUGUCCUGAAUAGAAUCGACUCUAUUAUGUCCAAGGAUUUUAUGGACACUAGAUCUUUCUCCCAGCACAUGGCAUUUAAUAUUAUCAGUGCAACUCUUCUGGGUGAUGCCUUCUUCGAUUGGUCUGAUGCUGCUGCGUAUGAGGAACUUCUUAUGUUGGUCGCUAAAGAUGGUUGCUUCUGGGCUUCUUACACAAUUCCUCCAUUUUGGAGGCCUAGCUAUAGGAGGUAUCAGACCCUAUGUGCUAAGCUGAAGAUAUUAACAGAGAGCGUCAUCAGAAAAUCAAGAUACCAAAAUAGUUCGCUUCACCAUUUUGAUCAGAGAUCUUGUCAGAAAAGUGAGGGGACAGAUCCACAUAGAAGUGUUUUAGACAACAUGAUGCGAAGUCAUUGCCUCCAUGGGGCUGCUAAAGGACCACUUAAUUUAGAAGAGGAAACAUGUGGAAACAUCAUGGGUUUGAUGUUGCAUGGUAUUUCCACUUCUGCUAACUUGAUUGGUAACAUUUUGACAAGGCUUGUCUUGUUUCCUGAAUUGCAAGAUCAGCUACAUGAGGAGAUUGUUUCAGUCUGCAAUAAAUCAUCUAAAGUGGAGGUUGAUGAUCUGCUUAGGAUGCAAGUUCUACUUGCUACUGUAUGUGAAUCUGCUCGCCUUUUGCCUGCUGGACCUCUUCUGCAGCGAUGUUCUUUGAAACAUGAUUUGACUCUUGGCUCAGGUGUCACUGUGCCAGCGCGAUCAAUAUUAGUAGUUCCUCUGCAUCUCGUGCAAAUGGAUGCUUCUGUUUGGGGUGAUGAUGCCGACCAGUUUAAUCCUCAUCGGUUCCUUAAAAGGGACAUUGAUCUUGGAGAAAUAUUAGGAGCACCUAAAGGAUCAACUAGGUUAAAUAUUUCCAGUGAGUGUACCAAGGCCGAAUCAUUUCUUCCAUUUGGUUCUGGAAGUCGAGCAUGUGUUGGGCAGAAGUUUGUGGUUCUGGCAAUAUCGAUGUUGAUUGCCAGUCUGCUCCGCAGCUAUGAGGUACAACCUCAUCCAAGUUUGUCUAAAGAAAUGGACACAACAGUUGAUAGCAGCCACCUUCAUCUUCCAAACCCUAAGAUCAUCCUCACCAAAAGAAGGAUCUGAAGGGAGAGUUUGGCAAACGAAAAUCUGGCACGUUUGCUUUCACUGUAUUGUUUUUCACUGGUGUUACACCAGUAUAUGAUCUUUAGUUUCCUACCGUCGUUUGGACCAUGCUGAAGUUUGGAAAGGCGACCUUGACGAUGCGGAAGUGCCUUUUUUCCUCCGGAUUUUUGACAGACCCUGUGUGCUUCGUUGGAUCUAAGUUUUUGUCAGGUUUUUGGAGCACAGGGCUGUUAGAUCACAGGAGACGUAUGCUGAUGUGUAUAAACAGACUCGUUUUUUCAGUUGGGGUUUUCUCCUAUCUGUGGAGAAUGUAAUUAAUGUCCAACGCAUGAUGUCGCUCGCCACAUAUAUUUUAUUGUAUCUUACUUGCAUAUAAACAUGUGAGCUUAUUGUUUGGAC